Molecule: messenger RNA, 4032 nt
Organism: Stereum hirsutum FP-91666 SS1
Lineage: Eukaryota; Fungi; Basidiomycota; Agaricomycetes; Russulales; Stereaceae
Exons: 31
Coding region: 1-4032 (1343 amino acids)
Source: RefSeq, a predicted model, not a curated record
AUGCCUCAGCUCGGACGUGCCGAACCCUCCAUCGUCAAGACACGCACCGGGAGCGUUCUUUCAAGAGGAUUUAUUCUCAAGACGGAUCACUAUCCAUCUGGUCGGGCCCUUGAUCUUGAUCUGAACGUUCACGGGGCACCAAAUUUCAGAGCUCCUCGUCAGGGCAAUUUGAAUGUCUAUGGUGCAGCUCAGCCACGCUCGCAAGGUCUGAGGGCUAUUCUAUCUGUCUUGCGCGCACGACCAAAUAUACCCAACCCGUCCAAUGUCGUGUGGUUUUCUACACGUGAGGAGCCUAUUGUCUACAUCUCUGGCCGCCCCUUCGUACUCCGAGACGCAUCCGAGCCGCGCAAAACAUUGCAUCUGUCCGAUCGUGCCGAAAACCUGGAGGGAAUCGAAAUCAGACUAAAGAAUGAUAUCCUCGCCGAAGCCGCAAGAUAUGGAGGCCUCCUGCUCACACACAACGAAAUCGCCGUGGAAGAUGGUGAUGGUGCUAUACUGCCUACCUGGACUGCUGUGGACGCGAAUAAUGUCAAAACGUCGCGAGAGCUGUGGGAACAUAUGAGGAACGAAGGGUGGCGCGUCGAGUACCAUCGAAUUCCCAUAUCACCAGAUCGCCCAAUCGAGGACAAUUACCUGGAUGCCUACCUCCAAGUCGUCAAGAAAACAGAUCCACUGAAGACAUCUCUCGUUUUCUCGUGUGGUAUGGGGGCCGUACGAACCACAUUUGCUAUGACUGCUGCUUCCCUCGUUCGACGGCGUCAAUUGAUCCUUAGGGGUAUGGAGGAUCCAUAUGGUGCCAAGGGGCUCAGUACACCGUCUAUGAUGAGCACGAGUGGAGCGAACACGCCGUCAAACCCGAACUCAGGAUCCGACAUACGCCGACUUCCUAACGAAGCUAAGAUCGUGCAAGCACUCGAACAAGCCAACGCCCAACAAGAUCUCAACAAGUCCCUCCUCCGCCUGACCUACAUCCUGCAGCAAUGCUCACCUACUAGUUCCUCUCAACGGGUAUUCGACCUUCUUCUCACCAACAGUACCUUGCUGGAGAAUCUCCGGAAAGCGCACAUGGGCAACUACGGCGUCAUCCUCAGUUUGCUGGGUUGUUUGGACCAUGGCUUAAGGGCGAAGAAGCUGGUAGAUCGGGUUAUAGAUUCUUGCGAUCAUGUCGUCAAUCUACGGGAGGACAUUUUGAUUCACAGGAUCAAGUACUCUUUGACGAACAUGGAUGAGGAUAGCAAGGAUGAACUCCUUGGGAAGGCCGUAAAGGCACUUGAGAAGUACUUCUUCAUGAUCGCCUUCAUGAGCUAUGUUGAGUCGCAAGAUGACUUCGAGGAAACUUUCUCUGAUUGGUUAAAGGCCCGAACCGAGAUCUGGAACCAAAUUACUUUCCUCCGCAAAUCUUACGGCUCUCGACUGAACGCAUUCGCCCCUAUCACAGACCUCUCAGCUCUCUCCAAGUCGAGUUCAGAGGUACGGUCCCUUGUACGUAGCCAGAAGAACGAUGUGGCGAUAGCGGGUGGUCAAAUACUUGGUGACGAAUACUCUGAUCACGUCGUAAAGAACCGGAGUGGCAUUAUCCUUCGCGAGAGUACACUCCUAAAAUCCGACCAAUGGCACCGGGAAUCCCAUCAAGUUGCGCACGGCGUGCGUGGCGCGAUCAACUUCCGCAAUAUCCCGAACACGAAGAUCUACGCGCUCGGACAGCCGACAGUCGAAGCGAUCGACGAGGUCGUUGUCCGGGUGAAGGAGGCGCACCCAGAUGCCGACAAGAUUAUCUGGUUAACCCUGAGGGAGGAGCCGAUCGUGUAUGUUAAUGGGGCGCCAUAUUGCUUGAGGAGGGAGAGGUUCUCGUUGCGGAAUAUGAAGGAUUAUGGUGGAAUAUCGUCGUCGAGGCUGGAGGUACUCGAAGAGAGGCUCAGGGAUGACGUCGAGUCUGAACUAUACUCUUUCGGUGGGAAAUUACUCCUGCAUACCGAGACUCCAGAUGGUUCCGUCAUUCCAAUAUGGGAAGAAGUCCGUCCGCAAGACGUCGCAGUCCUCAAAGAAGUCAUGUCGCGCAAGUCCGUGGGCAACGACAUCGCCCUUCACUACUCGCGAAUACCAAUCACUGCCGAGAAACCACCAGAUUUCUCCGAUUUCAGCGAGCUCAUCGACGUUGUUAUGGGCGCCAACAUUACCUCAACGCCGAUUGUGGUCAAUUGUCAGCUGGGAAGGGGUAGAAGCACCUUGACUUCUAUCAUCCUGGUGUUGAUUCAGCAAUGGCUGGAGCAUAACAAACCUCCACAAAGACCAUCCUUGGCCAACUCAACGUAUCCGACUACGGAGAACAUAGUGCUGGACAAGCCCGUUCGAAGACAAUCCUAUGUCAUCAUCAACAAUUUGUUGCGUGUAAUCCGCAAGGGUCCUGCGGUGAAGAAUACUGUUGAUGAGGCGAUUGACCAAUGCGCCGAAGUAUUCAACCUUCGCGACUCGAUCGAGGAAGCAAGGACCAAGGCGGAACAGGCGUCGGACGAGAAGUCGAAGAAGAUGUAUGCACAAAGAGGUCUACAAAACCUCCGUCGAUACUUCGACCUCAUCGUCUUCCAGGCGUAUCUUCAAUCGACAGAGCCAGACACCAUGAGUACUGUUGGCUCAUUCGAGUCGUUCGUAAAGAGUUUGCCAGUUCUGAAGACAUUCGAGAAGGAACUCCUCGCCGAAGGACUGGCUGCUCUCAGUCCUCUUAAUCGUGUCGAUAUAGCAGAGGGCGUGGCUCUCCCAGACGAAGUAACAAAGAUCGUCACCAACCGCUCGGGGAGCAUCCUCUCGGCAUCGACUAUCCUGAAGAGCGAUUUCUUCUCGAAUCUCCAGAAAAUGACACUACCAGAACGAAUCGAUGGAUCACCCAAUUUCAGAAGGGUCCCGUUGAUGCUCCACCCUGUUGCAUCUAGGUCUGGAUCGACCUCCCCGGAUGGCUUCGAGUUUGUGGCUGGAAAUGAGCAGGAUAAUAAAUGGGUGUGCGGAAGUGGGAUGCCGACCGUUCAAGGCCUCCGUCGAGCAUUGGCACGAGUUAACGCAGGACCAGACGGCGCCAACUCGGUCUUUUGGACAUCAUUACGGGAGGAACCUGUCUUGUACAUUGCCGGCCGGCCUCAUGUAUUGCGCCUGGUGAAUCGGCCUCUGGAGAAUGUCGAAGCUACCGGCGUUACGACAUCGCUAGUCGAAGCUAUGGAGAAGAGCUUCAAGAAAGAUGUCCUGCGGGAAGUGCGCGCGGGUGAGGGCCGUAUACUUCUCCAUGACGAGGUGGAAGAGCGACCAAACCAUUUCGCAAUCGUGCCGAUAUGGGAGAACGUCUCGGAGGAGGAUAUCAUGACACCCAGAGACGUGUUCGAGCUCAUGGUGAAAGAGGGUUACAAGAUCGACUAUGGCCGUGUCGCUAUUACCGACGAGCAAGCUCCCCUCCCGGGUGCGCUUUCUCAACUCCUCGACCGCGUCUUGUCAGGCCUCGAUCAGGCGGGCGACUUCGUCUUCAACUGCCAGAUGGGAAGAGGCCGAACAACAACGGGCAUGGUCAGUGCUUGCCUCAUCGCAACCGUCAUGACCUGGGAUCAGCAUACUCGUGACACCGAUGAGGCCGAAGAUGGGAAUGAGAGCCCACCCGAGGAAUACGAUGCCAUCGAUGGGCCUUCUGAAGAAGAGGCAUAUCUUCAAGGGGAGUACAAGAUCAUCCUUCAGCUCGUCGGGGUUCUAUCGCAUGGCAAGAUCGCGAAGAGAAUGACGGACAAAGCUAUUGACCAGAUGCAGGAUGUGCAGAAUUUGCGCAAGGCCAUCUACGACAACAAACUGAAAGUUGAAGCCUGCGAGAAAGGGUCAUCAAAACACCGGAAGCUCUUCACCCUUGCGGUGAACUAUUUGUAUCGAUAUGCGACACUCAUCGUCUUCGCGAACUACCUCUUGGACAAACGCGAACACAGGGAAGGCGACGUAUCAUUCCCCGAGUGGCUGUCCGAACACAGGGAGAUCACAAAACUUCUAGGUCGACAGUCGUUGGAUUGA